Molecule: messenger RNA, 2076 nt
Organism: Calliphora vicina (urban bluebottle blowfly)
Lineage: Eukaryota; Metazoa; Arthropoda; Insecta; Diptera; Calliphoridae
Gene: Mes2
Product: Mesoderm-expressed 2
Exons: 3
Coding region: 167-1687 (506 amino acids)
Biological process (GO): regulation of transcription by RNA polymerase II
Cellular component (GO): transcription regulator complex; nucleus
Source: RefSeq, a predicted model, not a curated record
AGCAAAGAAAGUGAGCAAAAUGUUAAUGAAUUAAAAAAAAAUAUAAAUAAAUAAAGUUAGCAAUUUAAACAAACAUUAAUUAAACCAAAUAAAAUAUAUUAAUUUAAAUUAAAAGAAAUAUUAAAGUGCUUAAUUUUAAACAAAUAAUAAUAAUUGUAAACUAUUGAUGAGUGGCAAAAGUUCUCCAAAUACACUAAACUCUCCACCCACAUCGACGACCAGCAGUAAUUUUGAGUUGUGUUAUCAGCGAUCCUCAAAAGAGAUGAGUGCUAGCGCCGCCGCCGCCUCAGCCGCCGCUAUAGCCAUGGCUUUGGAUCUCAAACCCAAACAUCCCAUCACUGAUCCCUCACAGCCUCUUUUACUGCAGCAGCAGCAACAACAACAACAGCAGCAGCAACAAAAAAUUAAAAAAUUGGUACGACGCAAUGCCUCCGAUAAACUCAAACUCAUCCAGAUGGUCCAUGACAAUCCCAUUUUGUGGGACUCACGUCUGCCAAAUUUUAAGGGUGCCGAAGAGGAGAAGAAUCGUGCUUGGGAACAGAUUGGCAAAGAGUUUAAUGCGCCCGGCAGGCGGGUGGCGCGUGCGUUUAAAUCUCUGAGAGAAUCCUAUCGCCGCGAAUUGGCUCACGUCAAGUUGAUGGGCAAUAAUUUUAAGCCCAAAUGGAGUCUCUACGAUGCCAUGGAUUUUCUAAGAGACGUUAUACGGGAGAGAAAAGGUGGCUCCCAUGCCGCAGAACACAGUGGUCCUUUGGGACUUAAUCUCAGCGCCUUGGCUCAUCACAUGACAGCCACUGUUAACAACAAUCUAGCCAAUGGUAACAACAACAAUAAUAACAACAACUCUAGUAAAACCAAUUUCAAACACAAUUCCUUGCAUUCGUCAUUCAAUGACUCGGCUUUAAAUCUUUCCAAAUGUUCCUCUUCUCUGAAUGUCAGCGGUGAUGAUUACUAUUAUUUUGUCAAACCCGAAUUGGAUUUAUCCAAUCAAAAUACCAAUCCUAAUGCCAAUACAGCUGUAGUAAAUGGUGCCGCCAAUGCUGCUAAUAAUAUACCACCAGCCCAUCAAAAUUCUCAACACAAUGACAGUCGUGUUUCGUCGACCCGCAAUGAUUCCAGUAAUCAAAACAAUACCUAUGAUGAUUUGGAUAAUUCCUCUUUGCGCAGUGGUGAAGACGAAAACUCCUCGGUACGCAAUACCGCCUUAAGUCAUCAGGGCUCGGAUGAGGUGGAGGAGUUGGAAGCCAUUGAUGCUGAUUUCCCCUAUCCCUUGAUAUUAAACUCCACUUCCCCAUCGACCAGCGCCAAUGCACCGGCCCUUAAGCGUAGACGCAAACAUUUGCAAAGCAAUGGCGAGGAGGAGGAGGAAGACGAGGAUGAAGAUGACUAUGAGGGUCAGAUGUUGCAGCAACAUCGUCACUUGAGAGCCCAGCAGAAUCAGGCCAAUGGUUUGGCGGCUGCUGGCCUAAUGAGCGGCAUGGGCGAUAUGAUGCCGCCGCCACAAACAGUACGUGAAGUUUUAAAUUCCAAAUUUUGUGGUUUCAUAUCGGCCAAACUGAAUAGCAUGGAAGACACGGAGGCAGACAAUUUAAUGAACAAAAUACUCAUGUUAUUAGUGCAAACACAAAUGACACAAUCAGUCAACAAUUCAGUUCUAACGAUGCCCAAUGGUCAAAAUGAAAACAAAUGAGCAGCCAGCCAGCCGGCCAAACACCGAAAGGAGAGAUAGAAAAAAAGAAGCUGAAUACAAAAACCCAAACAAAAUGAACAAAAAGUGCCAUAUGAAUAGAUUUUUUUCUUUUGUGAUUUUUAUACAAGAUUUUUUUGAUUUAUUUUUAAACUGGUUUAAAAACAAAAGGGACUUGAUUCCAAUUAGAGAUUAUUAUUACAUUUUAUAUACAUAUAUGCUUUUUUAAAAUGUCGCAAACAUGAAUAUAAAUUUGUGUUGCAAAUUUUUUUAUCAUAAUUUUUUUAUAAUAAGUAGCAUUUAAUUUAUUUACCUACAUAAUUUUUUAAAAAGGGGAUGUUCUUAAAACAGGAAAUAAAAUAUUUUAUUUGGAAAAGCAUUAAAAAAAAGAA